Molecule: messenger RNA, 1818 nt
Organism: Trypanosoma brucei brucei TREU927
Lineage: Eukaryota; Euglenozoa; Kinetoplastea; Trypanosomatida; Trypanosomatidae
Exons: 1
Coding region: 1-1818 (605 amino acids)
Source: RefSeq, a predicted model, not a curated record
AUGACACGCAUGCGAGUGGACGCUAAGCUGCUCUUGAAAAGCGAAGAUGACUUCCGACGCCUGUUGGAGCUGCUGCGGCCAUUCCAUUUACGCACGUGGAAGUAUGAAGAUUUUUACUUUGAUACACCUAACUUCCUUUUGAUGGCGAAGGACGUGCAGCUUCGGCUUCGUGUGCCUUUUAAGUCUUCCGACGGUAAAGAUGAGAAGUUGGCAGGCGCUCAGGGCUCGAAUAUGCUUUGCCAUGUUUCUCUCACUCUCAAGACUAACAGUUCGGUCGAUGUCGGUGGACAAACUGCUGGCAUUUUUGAAAUGUUUCCGUUUACACCGAAAGAUGUUGAUGACAUGCUGCAGGAAGAUUCAUUGGUUAGCGUGUUGAAGAAUCGUAGCAGCGAUGAACCUGCUAAGACGGUUUUGGAAUAUCUAACAAGGGCUUCUGAGGAAUAUGGCGAGGAGUUGGUACUGACGCGCUUUGCCAGUUUUGAGACAACUCGAAGGCAAUACAAGUUUGUGCCACAUCUUGGCUUUGGUAGCGCACACAGUUCCGACAAAGAUGUUGCAUCGGAAAAGAAUAAAUCAGACCCACCACGCCUUUAUGUGGAUGAAGUACCAAUGGGUGAUUUCAAAUCUUAUGAAGUAGAAGUGCAAGGUGUUACUGAUCCACUCGCAGACGUCUGUCAAGAUUUGAUGGAUUACCUGAACGAGAAAGGCAUAGAAUUUACCCACAGCUUAUCUGGAAAGCUGAAUCGCUUCAUGACCCGCACCUUGGAGCUUGAAGAAAUGAAGGAAGAAUCCCAGUGUGUACGUCUCCGCAUCAAGGGAAACAAGGGUUAUGAAGAGGUAUGUAGAUGGCAAAACGAGGAGAAUGAGAUCAGUCUCGAUCCGAUUCCAAAGCGCGGGGCUCCACCUGUAGAUAACGAUAAGCCUACCUUUGGAGUGACGCAAAUGGCAUCUUCCUUGUUAGGGUUGGGACCACUUACUUCACAGGCUUCCCGAAUGACACAUUCGCAGAGCGUACGAUUAAAGAGAAUUCGAGAGGGCAAUCAUGGUGACGAAGAGUAUUUUGAAAACUAUUUUUUCGAUGAUCGCCCCAAUGGAACCUUGGCAGCUAAAAAGUAUACACUACGGUUGAGAUGUUGCAACCCCCCUACCGCCUUCAGCCUCGAGCUUCGGAAAGAAAAAUGGAGCGCUGGUGGUGUGAAGGGCUACGAGCGGAGACGCGCGUACAUAUCCGGUGAUGUAGCUCGACUUAUGCUCCGUGACCCUAAUAAAUUUUUGAAUUCACUAUCUUCUCAGAGUAGUCUUGGUCAUUUGCUACGACGGGACAUGGGACUGCAGAAGCUAACCAUCGUGGGUUACUGUAAAACGCAUCGCAUCACAUAUAAUGGUAAGAUUAUCGAGAGAAGAAUGGUGGAAGACUCCCAGAGAACCCGGGACGGUAACGCGGGAAAGGUGGCGGCACGACCACCCGGUGUGGAAUUCACUCUUUUUCAUGGACCGUCUAGCGCGGGAUGUAGAGGUGAAUUUUCCAUCCAGUUAAACCGCAUCAUGGUUGAUACCGGUAGUGAUCCUGUGAAAGUCGCAAAAAGGGCAUCAGAGGAACGUUGUUGCUCCAUUUUUAACCCCCGUGGCUGCUCUCCCUUCCCGCGGGAACCAUCAGAGACGGAAUCGUAUGAAGUGAAGUUGGCUGGACUUCCUGAAGGUUUGGCUGCUACAGCAGAGGACUGGCUGGUUUCUCAGCUUCACCAGCGCCAAGUGCAGUGGGAGGUAGUUAUGUCUGCUGGCAUGGGGCAGUAUCAUCCUUCCUUGGCUGCAGCGUAA